Molecule: messenger RNA, 1188 nt
Organism: Papaver somniferum (opium poppy)
Lineage: Eukaryota; Viridiplantae; Streptophyta; Magnoliopsida; Ranunculales; Papaveraceae
Product: motile sperm domain-containing protein 2-like
Exons: 7
Coding region: 73-855 (260 amino acids)
Source: RefSeq, a predicted model, not a curated record
UUAGAUUUGUAAGCAAAGGAGAAACGCAGAUAGAGCGAGCGAGGGAGAGAGAGUUUAAGAAGAUAGAGAGAAAUGGCUACCCGUCUGAGUCACCCUCUUCGUCACCAUUUAUUAGAUCCAAAUCAUCGUACUAAUAAACCUCUUCGGGUUCGCAAAUUCUCAAUUAAGAAUGAAAAAUUAGAACCAGUUGAACCACACAAGAUGGUAAUGAAAGUAAAACAAACUCUUGAGAAAGAUUACAAAAAUCUCCCAGUUGGAAGGAAUGGAAGAGAUGACGAAGAGAUGAUUCUUUGGUUUCUCAAAGAUAGAAAAUUUGACAUUGAGGAAUCUGUUUCAAAAUUGACUAAAGCCAUUAAAUGGCGUCAAGAGUUUAAAGUUUCAGAAUUGUCGGAGGAGUCUGUGGAGAGACUAGCUCGAACUGGGAAAGCCUUUGUGCAUGACUGUCUUGAUGUCAAUGGCAUGCCGGUACUUGUGGUUGUGGCUUCUAAGCAUUUUCCUGAUAAGGAAGAUCAAAUUGAGAAUGAGAAGCUUUGUGUUUUUCUGAUUGAGAAGGCAUUAAGUAGACUCCCAGAUGGGAAAGAAGAAAUACUUGGAAUAUUUGACUUCCGGGGAUUUGGCACAGAGAAUUCUGACUUUGAAUUUUUGAGGUUUCUGUUUGAUGUGUUCUACUAUUACUAUCCAAAGCGGUUGGGACAGGUUCUGUUUGUGGAUACCCCCUUCUUGUUUUUUCCGCUUUGGCAGCUAAUCAAGCCCCUAUUAAGAUCAUAUGCUUCUCUUGUGAGAUUUUGCUCUGCUGAUACGGUACGGAAGGAAUACUUCACUGAAACGACAGUACCAACAAACUUCAGAGACUAGUUAAGCAAUCUACACACAUGACAUUCUUAAGGAAAGAUGCAACCUCGGCCUUCGAGGUCCAUUGAAUUACUGGGAGUUCAUCAAGGGAGGCAUGUCCGAGUAUAAAAUCGUCCUGUGCAGCUUCAUGGAAAAACUUGCAACUGCAAUAUGAUGGCAGAAAAGAAUCCAUAUUGAUGUCCGCAAGAUAAAAUUAUAUUCCUAAAGGUAUAGAGUUAGAAAAAGUGUCCAACAUUGUUCCUGUUUUUUUUUCUUUUUUUUUUUCAAUUGGACUCAACUUUGUUUUUGUGUUUUGUAAGGCAAUAAGAAUAAAAGAGGCUAUUAGAUGAAUCUUAA